Messenger RNA from Macaca mulatta (Rhesus monkey), 875 nucleotides. It is a transcript of the gene TMEM88, whose product is annotated as transmembrane protein 88. Gene Ontology annotation, cellular component: plasma membrane. Lineage: Eukaryota; Metazoa; Chordata; Mammalia; Primates; Cercopithecidae. Gene Ontology annotation, molecular function: PDZ domain binding. The record is from RefSeq and is marked provisional. Gene Ontology annotation, biological process: negative regulation of canonical Wnt signaling pathway.
GCGGAAUCCAGGCGGGCCAUGGCGGAUGUCCCCGGGGCACAGCGAGCGGUUCCCGGUGGCGGCCCAGAGCCCCGGGACCCCCUGGACUGUUGGGCCUGCGCUGUGCUUGUAACAGCCCAGAAUCUGCUGGUGGCUGCCUUCAAUCUUCUCCUGCUGGCGCUGGUGCUGGGGACCAUCUUGCUACCCGCUGUCACCAUGCUGGGCUUCGGCUUCCUCUGCCAUUCUCAGUUCCUGCGCUCCCAGGCACCCCCUUGCACCGCGCACCUGCGGGACCCCGGUUUCACGGCCCUUCUGGUCACCGGAUUCCUGCUCCUCGUGCCGCUGCUCGUGCUUGCUCUGGCCAGCUACCGCCGCCUCUGCCUGCGCCUCCGCCUAGCCGAUUGCCUGGUGCCCUACAGCCGAGCCCUUUAUCGGCGUCGGCGCGCGCCGCAUCCGCGGCAAACCCGGGCCUCACCAGGGUCCCAGGCCGUUCCUACAUCAGGAAAGGUCUGGGUCUAAUGACCCUCGAGUCAAGAACAACCCUGACGGCUGCCCUCCUUCUUACUCGGCCCAAGGACUUGAAGCCCGGCAUCUUCCGACCUGCCCUGCCCCCACCCCUGCCUGAGCGGAGUCCUAGCAUCCCCUUGGGAGCAGCAGCGUCAGUGGACCCAAUGCUGAGGAAAGCCCCCACAUCCCGGAAAACCCACUUUCCUUUCACUACCCACAUCUCAAUCCUGAACAUCUGGGCUGGAACCUGCACACCUUCCCCUCAGCCCCGUCGUGAAUGGGACAACAAUCUCGUGCCCUCCUUUUAAGGUGCAGCUCCUCCAGUAUUUCCGGGGCUGGGGGGCGGGGCUGGAGGGGAAGGAGUGUCCACGCAUCAAUAAAGAUUUAAC